AUGGCUUCAGACUACUGCUUCGUCCGAUUGGGUAACCGACAUUUGAGCAGUUCAUGUAACUGUACUCAAUCUCUAGGCAACAGGGAAACUUUAGAUGGGUGCAAGCUAAUUACUGAAAGGCAAAAGAGAGAGGUUACUUCAUUAGUCACUUGUCGUCUUUUCAAAAAUCUUGGAGGAACAAGUGGUGUCUGGCCUAUGGUGACUGGGAGUGUCCGCCAGGGAAGACCGUCGCCAAACACAUUCCUAGCCAUUUCUAUGAAGUGGGGGCCUAUUUCAAAGGAGAAUGAGGACGAAGUUGAGAGGGUGAGAUCAUUGUUAUCGGAGACGGAGCGGGAGUAUCAACACUUAGUCACGCCGAAAAAUCUGCUAGAGUCUAAACUCUUGCAAGGGAGGAUCGACAAAGGUGGUCAUGACCAUUGA
Prunus armeniaca (apricot) is the source of this 420-nucleotide messenger RNA. The record is from the annotation of a GenBank genome assembly. Lineage: Eukaryota; Viridiplantae; Streptophyta; Magnoliopsida; Rosales; Rosaceae.